AUGUGUUGGAUUCUUGGCUUGAUAUUCAUUUUCUAUAUUAUUUAUCGAACCUAUCGACAUUUUUAUCCGACGCUAAACAUUGAUCCUUGCGGUAAAUAUGUUUUAAUUAGUGGUUGCGAUAGUGGAUUCGGUUACCAAUUGGCCAUUGAACUAGAUAAAGAUGGUUUUAAUGUUCUUGCUGGUGUUUACAAUCCGACUAAUCAAGAUUCACUAAGUCACCAACUGUCGUCACGUGCAACAGUGUUUUCUCUUGAUAUUACUAAACAGGAGGAUAUUGACAAAGUCUUUACUCUUGUCCAGAGUAAAACCAAUGUUCUUCAUGCUCUCGUCAACAAUGCAGGUAUAGGUAAAACUGGAUUCAUCGACUGGAUGUCCAUGGAGUUUUUACGUAACAUCAUGGAAGUGAACUUUUUUGGACAUGUCAUGAUGACGAAGAAGUUUUUACCUUUACUAAUUUCCAAACGAGAUUCGCGUGUGGUAAACGUUUCUUCCGUUGCUGGAUAUUUUGCUGGACCAAGCAUGACGGCUUAUGCUUCUUCAAAAUUUGCUCUUGAAUCUUUUUCGGAUUGUCUUCGUCGUGAGAUGAAUGUCUGGAAUUUGCGUGUCAGUAUCAUUGAACCUGGCUGCAUGCGAACGCCGAUUAUCGAAGAUAUUGACAAAGCUAUGACAGACUUCUGGAACAAGGUACCACUUGAUGUCAAGGAUCGUUGGGGAGAAGAGUUUUGGAAGGAUCAACUCGAUCAAGCCAACGCCAAUAUUUUCAUUCAACAUGCUGAAAAUCCUAACAAAGUGGUACGCGCUCUUCGACAUGCUGUUCUGAACACGACACCACAUAUCCGUUAUCGACCCGGUUGGCAAUCAAGUUUAGUACUUUUUCCUCUCUCUAGAGCUCCUACUGUCUUAAUUGAUUGGUUCUUGCAAAAAGCAAGUCCUAGCCGAGUUCUUCCUGUAGGACUUGAAAAACAAAUAAAAGAAUAA
Molecule: messenger RNA, 978 nt
Organism: Rotaria sp. Silwood2
Lineage: Eukaryota; Metazoa; Rotifera; Eurotatoria; Philodinida; Philodinidae
Source: the annotation of a GenBank genome assembly